Molecule: messenger RNA, 1155 nt
Organism: Selaginella moellendorffii
Lineage: Eukaryota; Viridiplantae; Streptophyta; Lycopodiopsida; Selaginellales; Selaginellaceae
Product: ASC1-like protein 3
Exons: 6
Coding region: 114-998 (294 amino acids)
Biological process (GO): ceramide biosynthetic process
Cellular component (GO): membrane; endoplasmic reticulum
Molecular function (GO): sphingosine N-acyltransferase activity
Source: RefSeq, a predicted model, not a curated record
CAUGUCCAUGGGUCGGCUCGGCCACUUAGCCGCGAUGCGGAGGUGGAGAUUGGGUCUAGGCGUGGGGCGAGGGCGAGAUCGGGUGCGCGCGUGGAUGGAUAGGUAAUGUCGCUAUGUCCGGCGAGGCGGGGAGCAAGGCCGCAAUGGUAAUGGUAGGAGGCGGCGCAGGAGAGAGCUAUCCCGAGUGGAGUGACUACUACCUGGCCCUCUACUUUGCGCUGGCCUUCCCGCUGGGACGCUGGCUUUUGGAUGCCUUGGUUUACCAGAGGCUGGCGGCGUGCUUCAUUUACCCGAGGAAGGUGAAGGACCGGAAGAAAAAGCUGCUCAAGGCCACCGAGUCCAUGUGGAAGCUAACAUACUACACGGCGUCGGAGGCAUUUGCGCUGUAUGCGACGGCGAGGGAGCCGUGGUUUGCCAGCAGCCACGGCUAUUGGGAGCGAUGGCCCGGCCACACCAUGACGCACGAGCUCAAGCUCCUCUACACGUUCCAAGGUGGCUUCUAUGUGUACAGCGUUGCCGCGCUCCUCGUGUGGGAGACGCGGAGGAAGGACUUCAGCGUUAUGAUGACGCACCAUGUCAUUACCAUCGUCUUGAUCGCCGGCUCCUUCAUCACCGGCUGCUUCCGGGCGGGCUCGCUGGUGCUGGCCCUUCACGAUGCCAGCGACGUGUUGCUCGAGUCCGCCAAGCUGCUCAAGUACUCGGGCAGCGAUGUCGGGGCCAGCAUUGCGUUUGCCUUGUUUGCGCUCUCGUGGCUCCUCCUCAGACUCAUCUACUUCCCGUUUUGGAUAAUCUGGAGCACCAGCUACCACUGCAUGGAGUUCCUCGACUUCCGGAACGUCAAGACGGUCAAGAUCUACUAUGUCUUCAACACCAUGCUCAUGUCGCUGCUGGUGCUCCACGUCUACUGGUGGGUGCUCAUCUGCCGGAUGGUGUUGAGGCAGCUCCAGAACAACGGCACCGUGGGGGACGAUGUAAGAUCAGAUUCCGAAGACGACUGAGGAGCGAUCCAAUCCAGCUCUCAAGAUUGUGUCCCCCCCUCUCAAUAUCAAACACUGAUAUUGGUUUUUGAUCGGCUAGAGAUGAUGAUACUCACUCUCUGUACAUAUCAUGCAUGGCUUUUUAAUGACUUUGCGAGGAUCACUCAAACACAACACA